AUGCACACACCACGCACUUCGAUUUGCCUGCGAUUCGUUGCGGCCAUCAGCUCCCUCGCUGCGCUGAUAGCGUUCGGAUGGUCCCAGUCAAUGUUUGGAAGCGACACGGUGAUGGUGGCUGACUUGGGCCAUGAGGUGGUCAGUCCAGUCACCGGGGCGACCGAAUACACCUUUGUUUGGUCGCUGAUAAUAGCAUCUAUUGAAUUAUCCCUUCCCGUCCCGAUCCAUCCAGCCAUCUACCUUACUUUUGACCUUUGCGCUUGGGCUGCACUGGUUAGCACUCUGAUAAUAUAUUUGACACUCCACGAGCCAUAUUAUACCGGAGACGGCUACGGCUGUGGCAUCAAUGGUAGACCUGAUUGUGAUGGAAAGCUCGUGGCUAAUGUCGAGCAUUUCGGCACGGCCAUGGCUUUUCUUGCUCUCAUCAUCCAUGUUGGGUUUUUUGCAUGGGCGUGUCGUGCAACCCAUAAGGCGCGGAAAAGCGACUCCAAGGGUCAGGAUAUAGACCUCGACCGGACUGUGUGA
Messenger RNA from Aspergillus oryzae RIB40, 525 nucleotides. RefSeq lists its product as uncharacterized. The transcript is spliced from 3 exons. Lineage: Eukaryota; Fungi; Ascomycota; Eurotiomycetes; Eurotiales; Aspergillaceae. The record is from RefSeq and is a predicted model, not a curated record. The coding region runs from base 1 to 525 and encodes 174 amino acids.